AUGGCAAAGGUGACGCUCGCUGCAGCGCCCGCGCCGACGCUCUUCGUCAGCCCGGUGCACCCCUUUCUGGACGCCGCCGGCAGCUGCGUGGCCAAGUGCCUGCCAACGGCCGACAAGAAGGGCGCGCGCCGCCUGGCCACCGCGGAGGCGGCCGCCGGCGGCGACGACCGCGCGGCGGGCGGCGGCGCGCUCGGGCUCGAGCUGUGGGCGGCGGCGGGCGGCGGCAGCGAGGCCGGCGAGAGGGAGGGGCGCCUGCUGCUGGCGCCUGCUGGCGGGAAGCAAGACACGCAGAAGGCGGCGCCGCCGGCGUGCGCGAGCCCGACCGACCCCGGGAACUUGCUCGAGCCGGGCGUGUGGUCGCUGGCGUGGUCGCUGGACGGCGGAAAGACCAAUGAGGUGGGGCCGUUCCAGGGGGCGCUGCCGGCGGCGAUCAAGCUGGACAAGCUCGCGACGGCGCUCAAGGUGCGGCGGGGGGCGGUUGGCCGGGGGAGGGCGUUUGGAGCGCGCGCGGGCGGGUGGUUGGGUGCGUGGGUGGUUCAUGGUGGCUGGUGCGUGGCGAGCCUGUAG
Monoraphidium neglectum is the source of this 567-nucleotide messenger RNA. RefSeq lists its product as hypothetical. The record is from RefSeq and is a predicted model, not a curated record. Lineage: Eukaryota; Viridiplantae; Chlorophyta; Chlorophyceae; Sphaeropleales; Selenastraceae. The transcript has a single exon. The coding region runs from base 1 to 567 and encodes 188 amino acids.